GACCUCAGCCUUGACAUUUUUCCCCAAUGUGUCCCAACAGGUUUCAAUACCAAAGAGAAAAAAGUGAGGAGGGAGAUACCUGCAGGUCUGCUGAGACACCGGACAGGUUUAUCUGUCAGUGUAGACACACAGACACGGCCGCUGAUAUCCGGAAUAAAGUAUUGGAAUUCUGUCAAUCCCGAAUAUUGUGCAUAAAUUCCCACGACAGUUGCUCUGUACUACACUUUUAUUUUGAAAUGGAUGGUAACGAGUCCUUUUGAAUGAAACCAGUCUUAACGAAGUGCAAGUGAUACGUUCUUCCCCCCCUUGAUACCAGUGAUCCCAGUAUUGAUGGGCGCUGAGGAGUUGAACGGUGAGACACACUGUAUUGUAGUCAGACUGGUUGGGCGACCUGCUCACGCACACAACGCAAUCCCAGCUUACUGAAGCAGAGGCUGACGUCAACUCAAACAGUGGAAAAGAAAAUUUGAUUGACGGUGUUUUCUUUAGCGGGUGUUUGCUAAGACGGGUUAGUUUAAUAAAAGACUCGAGCAGCACCAGAGGAAAGUGUCUACAUCUGAGCGGAUCAAGUUCCUUUACAGCUCCACCUAAAACGUCUUCUGAUCUCCUCUCCCCAGCUGCGUAUUCAUAGAAAGCUGCUCUCACUUAAACUUUUUCUCACGCCAGAGCGGCUGACAAGGCGGCCAAAGAAUGACAAACAUCUCGCGAUUUCUCGUAAAUCACCUGCUGACGUUCUCACUCCAGGACGGGGAUGUGCAGGGUGUGGAGGAGGCCCAGGCACGUCUCUCCUUCCUGGCGCAGAACAAGAAGCUGUGGAGCCAACAGAUGUUCCUGGACGUCGGAGAAGAAGCUAUUUAUCUCAGGGACAUAAAGAGCUAUGAAGAGCUGGAGAGCUACUCUUUCAAAUCCGUCUACCGCUGCGAUGCCUUGAAUACGGAAAAACACUUCCCAUCCCUCCUCCUGCUGGUCUGCCAAAGUGCAGCACAAAAGAAGCCAGACAUCCUCUUCUUUAACUGCGAGACUGUGAAGGCGGAGGAAAUCUGUGAGGACAUCUCGCGCGCAGUCUCAGAUACCUCUAAAAGAAAGAAUAAGGAGCUCUCCGAAGUCUUGAGGCUCCCUCAGGGUGGGGGAGACAUGAUUGACCCCUAUGAAAUUCCGAGCCCACCGAUCCAACAUGCUCCAAACCCGCCACCAGCCAACCCUCCACCUUACCCAGGACUCAGAGCGAACGGCUUGAAUGGCGGGCCUGACAUCUCCUUCCUGCGAGCAGAGAGAGAAGUGGGGAUCCUCAAUCACUGUUUCGACGACAUCGAGAACUUCAUGGGCAAGCUGCAGCAGACAGCAGAGGCCGCAACGGUGCUCAACCAGAGGAAGAAGAAGAAGAAGAAGAGCAAAAAGCAGAGUGCUGAAGAGGACAUACUCACUGCAAAGGCUCGCCCGCCGCCAGAGGAGGAGUUCAUCAGUAUUUUCCAGAAAUUCAAAUAUUGCUUCAGCCUGCUGGCCCGUCUGAAAUCAUCCAUCUCCAAUCCCUCAUCAGAGGAGCUUGUUCACCACGUAUUCAAACCUUUGGAUAUGAUGGUGAAGACAACUGGGGGACCAGCUAUGGGAGCCUCAGUGUCCAGCCCCGCCAUGACCAGCUCUGCCAUCACCCUGCUACAAGACAACCUGAGCGAAGAGGAGAGGCAGCUUUGGACGUCUCUGGGUCCCAACUGGACACUCCCACGCUCUCAGCUCAGAGGGCCUGUAGCUCCAUACACCCCCGUGUUCUUGGAUGGUUGGAAGCCGGAAGCGCUGAGGGCGGACGGGCAGGUUUGGGAGGAUCCAGUUGAGUCAGAGCACAAAUAUGAGGACCUCAGAGUAAAACAAGAGCAACAGCCGCCUCAGCCAGUCGGACCUCUCUCCCACAUCAGUGAUGAAACAGACAGCAGCUCACUCCCACCAGGGUCUGAGAGACUCUACAGCUGCUCAUACGACUUCAUAGCCAGGAACAGCACUGAGCUUUCAGUGCAGCAGGGGGAGACACUCGAGGUGAUUGAAUCAUCCAAGCGCUGGUGGAAGGUCCGUAAUCGCUUCAACCAGAUCGGGUUUGUACCCUUCAACAUCCUGGAACCUGUGGCUCACAUUGACAGCCCCGUCUCCCACAGCCCCCCCAGUGCUCCAGCUCCGCCGCCCCUCGCCAAGACUUUCACCACAGUCCCGCCCAGCCCCCCUGCUCCACACCAGGCCCAUUCUCCCUCCCCCUCCCCCUCCCAGCAGCGCCUGCACAACUUACCUGCAUACAGCCAACAUAUACCAUCUCGGGAGGAAACGGAUAAUAAAGUCAUGCUGGUGAAUGACGAGCUGCUCCACAGGCUGACAAAUGGAAAGGCCAAUCUGAACAAACCUCUGGUCAUCCCUCGCUCCUCGGAGACCACCGUCCCUCUGGACUACCACUCUCCUCCAGAGGAGGUGGCCAAGUGGCUCCGAGGGAAGGGCUUCAGUGAACCGACAGUGACAUGUUUGGGAGUGCUGACAGGCGCCCAGCUCUUUUCCCUCAACAAGGAGGAGCUACGAGCUGUGAUUCCAGAUGAGGGCGCCAGAGUGUACAGCCAGCUCACUGUGCAGAAAGCACUGCUGGAGGAUGCCCGCAGAGCCACAGAGCUGGAGGCUGUCAUGGAGAAACAGAAAAUGAAGGUUGACCUGAAACUGGAGAGCAGCACAUUGUGAGCAGCAGGCGUUAAACACGAACAAGUGUCAGAUGAAGGAUCGAGUUCUUCCGGUGGUGUCCUCGCUGAAUAAUUAAUUAAAUUCGCACGAGAGCAAACGUGUGACAGCGACUCUCCAACAUGCUACAUACGUGUCAUAAUGAUGUAAUUACUUCACCAUAAAAACUGAAGUAUUUGGCAGCGAAUCAGAACUUUUAAGAUUUUAGUCGAAGCAGACGCUGUUCAGAUGAAAUGUGUUAACAGUGAAGCGCAUUAUUUCUGAUGUGUGUUGUUGAUGUUCAUGUUCAUAGUUUUCUGUCUCGUUUCUGCCGUGUAGGACCAACCUACUGUAUUUAUCUUUGUAAAAUACUUCAGCCAUGAUUAACAUGACAUGACCUUGGCAAGAAAGAGCAUCAAACAAUAAAGUUUAAAAUGAUGG
Messenger RNA from Acanthopagrus latus (yellowfin seabream), 3123 nucleotides. Its product is annotated as epidermal growth factor receptor kinase substrate 8-like protein 1. NCBI's taxonomy places the organism in Eukaryota, Metazoa, Chordata, Actinopteri, Spariformes, Sparidae. Gene Ontology annotation, cellular component: vesicle; ruffle membrane; plasma membrane. The record is from RefSeq and is a predicted model, not a curated record. The coding region runs from base 691 to 2706 and encodes 671 amino acids. Gene Ontology annotation, biological process: Rho protein signal transduction; regulation of Rho protein signal transduction; positive regulation of ruffle assembly. Gene Ontology annotation, molecular function: actin binding. The transcript has 20 exons.